Molecule: messenger RNA, 2136 nt
Organism: Podarcis muralis (Common wall lizard)
Lineage: Eukaryota; Metazoa; Chordata; Lepidosauria; Squamata; Lacertidae
Source: RefSeq, a predicted model, not a curated record
AUGUCUGGGUUCCUAGUUAACAAGGGUUCCUAUAAGGUUCCGCAGCUCACAUAUGGCUCAUUUGCCUCACAAGAGAAUCAUAUCACUCAAGGGCCAUCCUUUUUUCACCUCGUCCCAAAUGAAACUCAGCAGUAUAUGGGUAUAAUCCGGUUACUCCAAUAUUUCAAAUGGACAUGGGUUGGGCUUCUUCCAAUUGAUAAUAGCAGUGGCGAACAUUUCUUACAGACGCUGGAGCCAUUAUUUUCCCAGUAUGCGAUCUGUUCAGCAUUCACAGAAAGAAUACCACAAAUAGCCCACUGGGAUAGCUUGGAGGAACUUGGUUUAUAUAAUAAAGUGACUACCUUUAUUAUAUAUGGAGAAUCAUUGACUAUAUCAUGGCUGAGAACUAUUAUAUUUAUACGAGACACUGGAAACAAGGAGAACACAUCACUCAGAAAGGUGUGGAUUACGACAACCCAGAUAGAUUUCAUAUUGACUGGCAUUCAAAAGGGCUGGGGUCUUCAGAUGUUCCAAGGUGCAAUUUCCUUUACAAUCCACUCCAAAGAGAUUGCAGGGUUUACGGAAUUUAUUCAGACCAUAAAACCUUAUGGGCCCCAGAUAGAUGGUUUUCUGAAGGACUUUUGGGAGCAAGCCUUUGACUGUGUGGCUCCUAACCCCAAUGCCACAAUGGAUGUUAAUGAAAUAUGUACUGGGGAGGAGAGGCUGGAGAGUCUUUCUGGGCCACACUUUGAACUGCUCAUGACAGGACACAGCUAUAGUAUCUAUAAUGGUGUUUAUGCUGUAGCAUAUGCUUUGUAUGUUAUGGGCUCUUCCCGAUCCAAACAGAGAGCCAAUGGGAAAGGUUUCAGUAUUGAACUUGAAGAUGUUCAGCCUUGGCAGCUCCAUCACUUUCUUCACCAGAUUUCAUUUAACAACUCAGCUGGGGAAACCAUUUCCUUUAAUGACAAAUGGGAAAUGGGAGGCGGCUUUGACAUCAUAAAUAUGGUCAUAUUUCCAAACAACUCUUUCCAGAGAGUGAAAAUUGGUUGGAUUGACCCAGAGACUCCUGGAGGAGAAGAACUCAUCAUUCAUGAAGAUCUAAUUGUUUGGCACAGUGGUUUCAACCAGGUGAUGCCCAUUUCUUUGUGUAACGACUACUGCUAUCCUGGUAACCAGAAGAAAAGGAAGGAAGGGGAGAAAUUUUGCUGCUAUGAUUGUACUCCAUGUCCAGAAGGGAAGAUUUCCAAUAAGAUGGAUAUGACUGACUGUUUCACAUGCCCAGAAGAGCAAUUUCCAAGUAGGGACAAAGAUGAAUGUAUGCCAAAAGUUUUAACCUUUCUUUCUUAUGAAGAACCUUUAGGAAUCACUUUAGCCUUCACUGCUGUUUUUCUUUCCAUUAUUGCAGUCUUGGUGCUAGCAAUUUUCAUUAAGCACAGGGAUACACCCAUUGUCAAAGCCAACAACCGAGGCCUCACCUAUACCCUCCUCAUAUCGCUCCUGUUCUGCUUCGUCUCAUCAUUGUUUUUCCUCGGCAAACCUGGAAAAGUGACCUGCCUUCUCCGACAAACAGUGUUUGGCAUCAUCUUCUCAGUGGCUGUUUCUUGUGUAUUGGCCAAAACCACCACUGUAGUGAUAGCUUUCAUGGCCACAAAGCCAGGAUCCAGCAUGAGGAAGUGGAUGGGGAAAAAACAGGGACAGUCUGUUGUUCUUUCCUGUUCCCUCAUUCAAGCAAGUAUUUGUACCUUGUGGUUGGCAACCUCUCCUCCUUUCCCUGAUUUAGACAUGCACUCAGUAACUGGAGAAAUCCUUGUGCAAUGUAAUGAAGGGUCAGUCACCAUGUUUUACUGUGUCUUGGGUUUCAUGGGCUUCUUGGCCAUUUCCAGCUUCACUGUGGCAUUCCUAGCCCGCAAGUUACCCGAUAGUUUUAAUGAAGCCAAGUACAUUACCUUCAGCAUGUUGGUCUUUUGCAGUGUAUGGUUGUCUUUUGUUCCAACCUACCUGAGCACAAGAGGGAAAUACAUGGUGGCUGUGGAGAUCUUCUCCAUCUUGUCCUCCAGUGCUGGGUUACUCGGCUGCAUCUUCACCCCUAAAUGCUACAUCAUUGUGCUCAAGCCCCAGCUGAACAACAGAGAACAACUAAUUCGGAGAAAGUUUUGA